Messenger RNA from Crotalus tigris (Tiger rattlesnake), 5593 nucleotides. It is a transcript of the gene TBC1D16, whose product is annotated as TBC1 domain family member 16. Gene Ontology annotation, biological process: activation of GTPase activity. The transcript is spliced from 14 exons. NCBI's taxonomy places the organism in Eukaryota, Metazoa, Chordata, Lepidosauria, Squamata, Viperidae. The coding region runs from base 534 to 2897 and encodes 787 amino acids. Gene Ontology annotation, molecular function: GTPase activator activity. The record is from RefSeq and is a predicted model, not a curated record. Gene Ontology annotation, cellular component: early endosome.
GCAGAGAUGUUGACAGACUCUAAUUAUCAAGGAAAAUAAGUGGGAGUGGAAUGUUGCAAGUGCACCAGCCAGCUGAAGGAAACAAAAAGGCAUUGGAAGAAUAUCUGAAGGACCAUGAAGAAGAUGUGCUAAAGCCAUGAAGGCUUAUUGAACACCAGAGAGACUAAACUGACUUACAAGAAAGACUGCUUCAGAAAAGAGAACAGAAAAUGCUUCCAGAAUCCUGAUAGAUGACAUUGUUUAACUGAAGGAACUUGGAGUGCACCAACCCUAUAGGAUCAAAUCAGCCAGGCUGAUCAAAUAACAAGGCCUCAUGCUAUUUAGAACUUUACAGCCCAGUUUAACUCAUAAACCUGUGAAGAAAAAUGGAGAAGUGUUGCAUUCUCUUUCCUGGAGAUAAGGUGGCCUAUACUUCUAAAAAACAGAGUUGUUCAAGAAACAUGCAAAAUCAGAUCAUGCAUUAAAAUUUGACCUUACUCUCUGAAUUAGGUGCUUGACUGAAGCUGAUAGAGAAUGGAAACAUUUCCUUGGCAAUGUCUCUGGGAAAACUCCUCCGUCGUGCCUCUUCCAAAGCAUCUGAUCUCCUGACCUUAAAUGCCAGCAGCAGCUGUGGUGGUUCGUCUUCCAUCUUGGAUGGAGAGAUUAUCUAUUCCAAGAACAAUGUUUGUGUCCACCCCCCUGAGAUGCUGCAAGGUGUUGUGGAACAUCAUCCAGGCUACUUGUGCUUGUAUAUGGAGAAGGAUGAGCUGCUUGGAACCACGCUUAUCCUGGCUUGGGUCCCCAACUCCCGUAUUCAGAGGCAGGAUGAAGAAGCUCUCCGUUACAUCACGCCCGAGAGCUCCCCUGUCCGCAAGGCUCCCCGCAAGCGCAACCGACACACUCAGGGUUUUGGCAUCCCUAUGCAGGCUUCUUCUGUUGAGCAGAAGCAAGCUGAGACCCCAAAGGAUGUGGAGGACAUUUUGACUGUAUCACAGCUGGUGAGGGAUGUGGCUCAUGUCAGCCCCCCUUCAGAAGAAGGGGACAAAUUGUCCCACAGCUGUUCAGCUACAUGCAACAUUCACAGCUCCGCUCAGCCUGCUCACAGUGACUCAGGAAUUUUAUCGACAAUCAGUUCUCAGGAUGAACAGAACCGAUUAGAGGAGUCCGUAGAGGAAGGGCUGGAGAGCCAUUUGGUGACAGGAGAAGAUGAAGGCUCUUUGGAGUUGUCUGCCGAUGAUGUUAGCAAAGAUAGCACGUUUGACUCGGAUUCAGAUGCCUUCUCUUCUCCAUUCUGCCUCUCACCCAUAAGUGAAGCACUUGUGGAAAAUGUUAGCUCUAUGUUCCUGGUUAAUGAAAACCGAGAUCCAUGUGAAAGCCACAUGACUCACUCAACCAGUUCCAGUUCAAGCCUUGAUCCCAGUUCCCAGUUCCAGGAGAAUAAUGGGCAGGUCCAGACCUCCAGAUGGGAUGAGCAACAGAAGGUCUUUGCCUUGGAACAGAUCUGUGGGGUCUUCAGAGUUGAUCUGGGACAGAUGAGAUCUCUUCGCCUUUUUUUCAGUGAUGAGGCCUGCACCAGUGGGCAGCUGGUGGUUGCUAGCCGGGAGAGUCAGUAUAAGAUUUUUCACUUUCACCAUGGUGGCCUGGAUAAACUCUCCGAAGUGUUUCAGCAAUGGAAGUAUUGCACAGAGACGCAUCUCAAAGACCAGCAGCUCACUGACGUGAAGACCUGCAUGCAGUUCUCCAUUCGCCGGCCCAAGCUCCCUUCCUCUGAGACCCACCCAGAGGAGAACGCAUAUAAGCGCUUAGAUGUCUCUGGGUGGCUUCGUCAUUUAAACAAGGCUGGACAAGUCGAAGAAGAGUACAAGCUGAGGAAGGCUAUUUUCUUUGGCGGGAUCGAUGUCUCAAUCCGUGGCGAAGUUUGGCCCUUCUUGUUGCGCUACUACAGCUAUGAAUCCACAUCGGAAGAGAGGGAGGCUCUCCGUAUUGCAAAGAGAGAGGAAUAUUUUCAGAUUCAACAGAAAAGGCUCUCCCUCGCACCAGAUGAGCAGAAGGCCUUCUGGAGGAAUGUGCAGUUCACCGUUGAUAAAGACGUGGUGAGGACUGACCGUAGUAACCAGUUUUUCCGAGGAGAGAACAACCCCAACGUGGAGACUAUGAGGCGGAUCUUGCUGAACUAUGCAGUGUACAACCCGGCCAUUGGCUAUUCCCAGGGAAUGUCUGACCUCGUGGCCCCCAUCCUUGCUGAGGUUCUGGAUGAAUCGGAUACUUUCUGGUGCUUUGUUGGUUUGAUGCAGAACACGAUCUUUAUCAGCUCCCCUCGGGAUGAGGAUAUGGAGAAGCAACUGAUGUACCUGCGAGAACUGCUGCGGUUGAUGCACAUACGCUUUUACCAGCACCUGUCUUCCCUUGGGGAGGAUGGCCUUCAGGUGCUUUUUUGUCACCGCUGGAUCCUCCUCUGCUUUAAGCGAGAGUUUCCGGAUGCUGAAGCCCUGCGCAUGUGGGAAGCCUGCUGGGCUCAUUACCAGACAGACUAUUUCCAUCUCUUCAUCUGUGUGGCUAUUGUGGUGAUCUAUGGGGAUGAUGUCAUUGAACAGCAACUGGCUACGGACCAGAUGCUACUACACUUUGGGAACCUCGCCAUGCACAUGAAUGGGGAGCUCAUACUCAGGAAGGCUAGGAGUUUGCUCUAUCAGUUCCACCUGCUACCCCGGAUCCCCUGCAGUCUGCAUGACCUGUGCAAACUCUGUGGAACAGGCAUGUGGGACAGUGGCUAUAUCCCCGCUGUGGAAUGUACUGGAAAUCACCCUGACUCUGAUAGCUGCCCAUAUGGAGGCACGGUGGAUGAACCAUCUCCCAAGUCAGGAAAUGAUUGCAGAAGGGGACUUAAAACACGAGAGGUCUUUACUUUCCGGAAAUGACUGUUCAGGAUCAUAUCCCAGCUACGUAAGGACCUCAAAGCGGUGGGCACAGUUGGGGCCUGGCAAGCAAAAAAUGAAAGAAAAAAAAGGGUUUUUUUCUUCUGAUCCAAAAAUGAAGCUGGUUAUGGGAGGAGAACAGACAUGAUACAGAAUAGAAGAAUCUCCUGCUUUGUGAUCAGAGCUGGAUUUUGAGGUGCAUCUUACCAGGAAGCGGGUUGAUCAGACUAUGGAGUUGCUUUGUAGUUUGGAACAAAUGGAGAAAGAGGCUGAGCCCGGCAAAUCAGGGUCAAAAGUGACCCAGGAUUCCCUGCCUGCCUCCCUUGUUAUGUAGGGAAUAGCGGCUGCUUUAGAAAAUGAAUCCACAACCAGCAACCCUGAUGGUAGGUGAAGGGGCAGGGUCAACUUUGCUCUUUUGCCCCAGUGCACCCACACACCUAUGCAUGCAGAUACUGCUUUAACCAAAAUGCACCACUCACUGGCUUUAUGUGAAGCCACAAUGAUCAUCUGGAGUAUAGUCUGCCAAAAACAAUAAAAAUACAAACUUUGGAGUUCCUAAAGGAAACAUUUCAGCGUGUGUGUAAACCUUGGUCACUGUAUUUAAAAGGCCUUUAGUUUUUCUCCAUAUACACCUCAAAUGUUUGCCAUUAGGAAAGUGAGAAUCAACAGCUUCACUGUGAAUGUAAAUUAUGCAAAAAUCACACCUUGUACAAGGUGGUCUGCUUGAUUUAAACCUCUCAAAAAGAACAAACUGGAAAAAGUUCUUCUCGGUAUCCCAACAAUACCGAGACUUUGAGCCAUUUAGCUUCAUUAAGAACUUCUCUAGUGAGGACUUUGGUGGUCAGAGAAAUUGUGUUCAUUGUGUUCUCCUUUCAGACCAGUAGCCUACAUCUCGUGUCCUCCUCCAGUUCUACUCCUGUUGAUUUAACUGUUUCCUAGUUAAAAUAAUAACAAUAAAAAACCCCUCCUUACGUCAAGUGGUAGGAUCAUCCUGUAACAUUGAGGUGGUGUAAUGAAUGCCAACCUGAAUAACAUGAGGAUUCUUUCAGUCACUUAGUUCAGUUCAAAUGUUAUUUAAGUCAAAGACCAGCUAUAGAAGAAAACAAUUAACAAAUUGUUUAAAAAUAAAAGAGGAAGGAAGGCCAAGCUAAAAAGACAAUACCCACCAAUAUUACCAGUAUAGGUUUUCAACCAUUUUAAUUUGACUCUUCAUCGAAUAGCCGGGCAGUGGAGCUGUUCUUGCUACAUCUGUCCCAAAGAAGACACUUGGUUCUAGGUCCUAGGGGAAAUAUGCAAGCUGGAGUGGUGAGCAAAGGCAGCUACUUGGGGGGGGGGAAGGGGGGUGUUAAGUAUUUCUUGCUUAUUUUUAAAUCUAUUUAAAUGGUUAUAAUGCACGUGUAAGAGAGAAGCUCCACUCAGCUCUUGGGAUCUGUUGCUUUGAAAUAUAGGCCUUGCGCUGAAUGAGCCACCUAGCUCUUCACACAGGUUGUUAAGCUGUCUCCUUCAUAACCCUAGCAAAACCAGCAUAAUUUGCAACACCUCCCUGCUUCAGCCAAAAGCAGCCUGUUACUUUUUAUGGAAAUGGAAUUACCAAGUGCUGGUAAUUUCACCCAUUUUUUUUAAAAAAAAAUGAACAGAUGACCCCCCCCCCAAAAGAAGACUUUUUGAGCUUCCAAAUGGGUAGGAUUGCCUAUCCUUUGGAAGAGGAAUCUUUCCAAAUCUAGCUGAAAGGAAUCUGGUGGCUGGGCUAUAAAAUGUUAUUCAGUGCUUUGUCCAGAAAUUGUAUUUUUUUUUAAAAAAAAGAUAUAGCAUGGACAUUUCAGAACAAAUGCAAUUUAUUGUCAUCAAACUGCAGCAGUAGCUGGGUUGUAUUGAGAAUAGUUUCUAACAGCUUUCUUAGCCACCCAGAAUCGCUUUUCUGAGUAAAAUGGUCAGCAUAUAAAUUAAAUAAAUUAAAAAUGGAUUAAUAAAUAAAUAAGCUUUGCAAUACAGUAUAAUUGGACAUGAAUGCUACAGGUCAGAAUUUGAAUGUUUUACUUGGUUUCCGUACAUUUUUUAAGAUUGAAAUCCCAGUGGCAGACUAAUAGGGCUAUACUUAUAGACUGAAUUCGACAGAUCGAUCCCUGUGAUGCAAGGAAGGGAAUAGCCCUCAGCAGACCCAGGAGUUACUUUCACUGGGAAACAAAAACCAGGAAUUAAUUUUUUUCUCAACCAGAACAGAAUCUGGAACAUUACUGAAAUUCUCUAAUCAACUUGGACCAGAAGAAUUCCCAGUUGCCACUUCAGAAGGAAAUAAAAUACUUGCAUGUGUAUACUUAACUGUCUCUGCUGGAAUUAGAAAGAGCCUGUAAAAUAAAUUGCACAUCUGGGAAAUGCAGUUAUUUGGGAUUUGUACAGCACAACUUUCCCUCUUUAAUGAGUUCAGUUUCAGCCUGAGAUGUACAGUAUUUGGUUGGAGUCAAACUGAAGGCCAGCUUAUGCUUUGUGAUGGGUUCUGGUCAAUAUACAAAUUGCAACUUUUAAAUUUGUUGAAAGCUGGUAACUUUCAUUCCUCUAGUGUCAUUAAAUCAAUUAAAGUUAAUCACUGUAAUUCUUUAUUAAGCAUUUUUCCUCUUUAACAUUGGUUUAGUAGCAUCUUCAUUUGCACAUGUUUCUGAUUGUAUAAAUAAAUUUGAAUAAAAUCUUGUAUUUAUUAAGAA